CGACUAUCCUCCUUUCCUGCAGUUUAAGAAGCUUUGUUCUUAAAUUUAAAGCCUAAUCCCGGAGCUCGGGUAUAACAUUUGCUAUCAGAGCUCAUUGUUCUGCAUCCCCAAGGACCAAAGCACUUCCCACAAGCUUUCCCCUUCCCCCUUUUCUACCACCCCUUUGUUUGCAGUCCAACCAUGUCAAAUGAAUCUGAGCCCAUGUCUCAUGAAGAGCUCGUUGCAUCCAACACUGCCUUAAAGGCCCAAGUAGAGUACUUGGCCAAGGAGGUAGCUAAGCUCACCAAGAUAAAGCUCAACACCCUUCAAGGAAGUGAUCAUGAGGAUGAUGCUAGCACCAGUAGCACCACCAAGGCCAAAACUAAUGACGGGUCUGAUUUCAAAGUGGACAUCCCGACCUUUGAAGGAAGGAAUGACCCGGACGAGUUUCUAGAGUGGCUAGAAACGGUGGAACGCGUCUUCGAUUUCAAAGAAAUUUCCGAUGAGAAGAAGGUCAAGAUAGUGGCCUUGAAGUUCCGCAAGUAUGCAUCCACGUGGUGGACAUGCCUUCUAGAACAACAUGGAGUCGUCCAUAGAGCACUAUGGGCUUCACGCCAGACUUUCUUUAACGCCCCGAAAGUUUAUGAAGUUUGUCAAUAAAUAAUGAAAAUUAUAUCGUUAU
This is a messenger RNA of Cuscuta campestris, 661 nucleotides long. NCBI's taxonomy places the organism in Eukaryota, Viridiplantae, Streptophyta, Magnoliopsida, Solanales, Convolvulaceae. The record is from the annotation of a GenBank genome assembly.